Molecule: messenger RNA, 930 nt
Organism: Capra hircus (goat)
Lineage: Eukaryota; Metazoa; Chordata; Mammalia; Artiodactyla; Bovidae
Gene: H1-1
Product: histone H1.1
Exons: 1
Coding region: 31-687 (218 amino acids)
Biological process (GO): nucleosome assembly; chromosome condensation; negative regulation of DNA recombination
Cellular component (GO): nucleus; nucleosome
Molecular function (GO): structural constituent of chromatin; nucleosomal DNA binding; double-stranded DNA binding
Source: RefSeq, a predicted model, not a curated record
GGUUUAGUUAUUUUUUUCCUUACUUCCGCCAUGUCCGAAGUCGCGCUCCCUGCUCCAGCUGCUUCCACUGCCCCCGAGAAACCUUCAGCUGGUAAGAAGGCGAAGAAGCCUGCGAAGGCUGCAGCGGCCGCCAAGAAAAAACCAGCGGGCCCUUCAGUUUCGGAGCUGAUUGUGCAAGCCGUUUCCUCCUCCAAGGAGCGCAGCGGUGUAUCCCUGGCCGCGCUGAAGAAGGCGCUGUCGGCCGCUGGCUACGAUGUAGAAAAGAACAACAGCCGCAUCAAGCUGGGUCUUAAGAGCCUAGUGAGCAAAGGCACCCUGGUGCAGACCAAGGGCACCGGCGCUUCGGGUUCUUUCAAGCUCAACAAGAAAGUAGCCUCCGUGGAUGCCAAGCCCAGCGCCACAAAGGUGGCAACGAAAACCAAGAUAACAAGCGCUUCUAAGAAGCCCAAGAAGGCCACUGGGGCGGCUGCUGCCAAGAAAGUUGUCAAGACUCCAAAAAAGGCUAAAAAGCCUGUGUUGACAAAGAAGUCCUCAAAGAGUCCUAAGAAGCCUAAGGCUGUGAAGCCUAAAAAAGUAGCCAAGAGCCCUGCCAAAGCCAAGGCUGUGAAACCCAAAGGGGCCAAAGCGAAGGUAACCAAGCCAAAGACCGCUGCCAAACCCAAGAAGGCAGCACCCAAGAAGAAGUAAGAGUUCUGGUUGGAAGCUGCUUCCAAUAAACCAACGGCUCUUUUAAGAGCCACCAACUUAUUUCAGGGAAAGAGCUUUAUUACCACACAACUUUUUUUUUUUUUUUUGCCCUCAUGCAAAUACAAUGUGUGCAAGCCACUCUUAGCUCCACAUCAGAAUCUUUGAGGCUAAGUUAAACUCAUGCUGUGGGGUUAGAAGCUGGUGUUUUGGGCCUCAAACUAUUUCCCUAGUCCCAUUUUAACC